Nerophis lumbriciformis (worm pipefish) is the source of this 4535-nucleotide messenger RNA. It is a transcript of the gene grin2ca, whose product is annotated as glutamate receptor, ionotropic, N-methyl D-aspartate 2Ca. The record is from RefSeq and is a predicted model, not a curated record. Gene Ontology annotation, cellular component: membrane. Gene Ontology annotation, molecular function: signaling receptor activity; ligand-gated monoatomic ion channel activity. Gene Ontology annotation, biological process: monoatomic ion transport. NCBI's taxonomy places the organism in Eukaryota, Metazoa, Chordata, Actinopteri, Syngnathiformes, Syngnathidae.
GGGGGCCAGAGGCGAGAGAAGGAAGAGAGAGAGGAGGAGAAAGACGAAAAGGGGAGCGCUUAAGCAGUGGACACGGGAUGCGAGGGGACGGGUCCAGGCUGGAUGUGGAUCGCCAUCACAGGCAGUAGGUGACUGAGAUGGGCGUUCGUUUAGGCUGCUUGAGCGACUCCUUGUGGUGGCCGCCAGUGCUGCUGCUGCUCUUCAGUGCCGCCCCCCGGUGUUCAGGCCGGCCAUUUGGGAUCCCCACGCCCGCGGUGAACGUGGCGGUGGUAUUCAGUGGCUCCACCUACCAGACAGAGAUCAAAGGGCGGCUAAGUCGGGAGAACUUCAUGGACCUGCCACUGGAAGUGAACCCCAUCACUGUGCUGGUGAACAACACCAACCCACGAGCGCUGCUCACUCGCAUCUGCGACACUCUCUCCACCAACCGCGUCCAUGGCGUGGUGUUUGAGGACAACGUCGGCUCGGAGGCCGUGGCCCAAAUCUUGGACUUCAUUUCCACUCAGACAGGCGUGCCCAUUGUGGGGAUCAGUGGAGGCUCUGCUGUCGUCCUGCCUUACAAGGGAGAGGGCUCCAACUUCCUCCAGCUGGGCUCCUCCAUCGAGCAGCAGAUCAACGGCAUGUUCAAGGUGAUGGAGGAGUACAACUGGGACAGCUUUGUGGUCAUAACGAGCCUCUACCCAGGCUAUGAGGCCUACGUGGAUUACGUCAAGUCCUUUAUUGACACCAGCUACUUCCUGUGGGAGCUUCAGGACGUGCUGACCUUUGACAUGUCCGCCGACAGCAUGAACGACAUCCGAGCAAGACGGCUGCUGCAACAGAUUGACGCCCAGGUCCUCUUGGUCUAUUGCUCCCACGAAGAGGCCCAGUACCUAUUUACCAUGGCGACCGAGGCUGGGCUGGUGGGGCCAGGCUACAUAUGGAUAAUCCCCAGCCUGGCUGUAGGCAACCCAGACAUGCCUCCACCUGACAGUUUCCCUGUGGGGCUCAUCAGCAUAAUCACAGACCGGUGGAGGAUGAGCCUGAGGAAGAGGGUGCGAGAUGGGGUGGCUAUUGUGGUGAAGGGUGUGCAGAGCUUUAGAAAACAGAGGGGCUUCACUCCAGAGGGUCACAACGACUGCCACAACCCGGUCAAAUCAAUAGCUACAAAUGACACCCUGUUCAGACAUAUGCUGAAUGUAACAUGGGAGCACAAUGACUUCUCCUUUAACACUAACGGUUACCUGGUGAAUCCUGCGAUGAACAUCAUCACUCUGGACAGAGAAAGACAGUGGGACAAGGUGGGCACCUACGGGAUGAGCAUCCUGCAGAUGAGAUACCCCGUGUGGCCCCGAUACGGCUCCUACCUUGAGCCCGUGUCAGACUACAGGCACCUGACGGUCGCCACGCUAGAAGAGCGGCCUUUUGUCAUCGUAGAGUCCGUGGACCCAUCGACCGGUACAUGUGUCAGCAACACAGUGCCUUGCCGACGCCAGUCCAACAAGACAGAAGCCAUCGUGGGCCACACUGAACCUUACACCAAGCUGUGCUGCAAAGGAUUUUGCAUCGACAUCCUUAAGAAGUUAUCCCGCAACAUCAAGUUUUCCUAUGACCUCUACCUGGUCACCAACGGUAAACACGGCAAACUGGUCCGCGGAAUUUGGAACGGGAUGAUCGGAGAGGUUUUCUACAAGCGUGCGGACAUGGCCAUCGGCUCACUGACCAUCAACGAAGAACGCUCCGAAAUUAUCGACUUCUCUGUGCCAUUUGUGGAGACGGGCAUCAGCGUGAUGGUGGCUAGGAGUAACGGAACUGUCUCGCCUUCUGCCUUUUUAGAGCCGUACAGCCCAGCGGUUUGGGUGAUGAUGUUCGUCAUGUGUCUCACCGUGGUGGCCAUCACCGUCUUUGUCUUUGAAUACUGCAGUCCUGUGGGAUACAACCGCAGCCUGAUCACCGCUAAAGAUCCCGGCGGUCCCACCUUCACCAUCGGGAAGUCGGUGUGGCUGCUGUGGGGCAUCGUCUUCAACAACUCGGUGCCCAUCGAGAACCCCAAAGGAACCACCAGCAAGAUCAUGGUCCUGGUCUGGGCCUUCUUCGCCGUCAUCUUCCUGGCGUCCUACACCGCCAACCUGGCGGCCUUCAUGAUCCAGGAGCAGUACAUCGACACCGUGUCCGGCCUGAGCGACAAGAAGUUCCAAAAGCCACAAGAGCAGUACCCUCCGUUCCGCUUCGGGACGGUCCCUAACGGCAGCACGGAGCGCAACAUCCGCAGCAACUACCCGGAGAUGCACUCGCACAUGGUCAAGUACAACCAGAAGGGGGUGGAGGACGCCCUCAACAGCCUCAAAACCGGGAAACUGGACGCCUUCAUCUACGACGCCGCCGUGCUGAACUACAUGGCGGGCAAAGACGAGGGCUGCAAGCUGGUGACCAUUGGCAGCGGGAAAGUGUUCGCGACCACCGGCUAUGGCAUCGCCUUGCAGAAGGAUUCGCGCUGGAAACGACCUAUUGACCUUGCCCUGCUUCAGUUCCUGGCAGACGGCGACACCCAGAAGCUGCAGACGGUGUGGCUGACGGGCAUCUGCCGCAACGAGAAGAAGGAGGUGAUGAGCAGCAAGCUGGACAUCGACAACAUGGCGGGCGUCUUCUACAUGCUGCUGGUGGCCAUGGGCCUCAGCCUGCUGGUGUUCGCCUGGGAGCAUCUGCUCUACUGGAAGCUCCGGCACUCAGUGCGCAAGUCGGAUCGCCUCGACUUCCUCCUGGCCAUCAGCAGGGGCAUCUACAGCUGCUUCAACGGCGUGGAGCAGUCCGAUCGUAACGGCAGCAUCCCAAGUCCCGACGUGACCACCAACUACUCCCAGGCCAACAUGCUGAAGAUGCUGAAGACGGCCAAGGACAUGGUGUCCUCCGCCAGGGUGGAGAACUCUCUGGACAGCGCCACCAAGACCUUGGAGACGUGGAGCAGGCGCGGAGCCGACAACGUGCGGGCCGGCCUCCCGCCUCGCAUGGCCGCCGCCGGCGACAUGUCCCACUGCCGCCUGCCCUACAUCUCCAGCAUCAGCGACAACCACUCGCCGUUCCCGCAGAGGAGCCGCACCCCCACCUUCCCCGUGCACUACGGCGACAGCGUCACGCAGCCGCUGCUGGAUAAGCCUCGCGUGGUGACCCGGCCCACGCCGCUCCGCUACACGCUGCCCGCCCGCAACCACCAACACGUCUUGGAGAGGACGCUGCCCAUCUCCAGCCUCAGCACGCCUCACCUCGCCAUGGCCGACGCCGCGCCCCCCGCCACCACCAACCCCCACCACGGCAGCAGGCUGUAUGUGGAGAACCCGAUCCGCCACCCGGCAUCGCCCUUCAUCCCCUACCGAGAAAUACAGGUACCCAACGUCUACCUGGAGCACAAACCCCCCCUCAGGAGGAAGUUGAGCUUCCCCCCUGACUGCGUGAGCCGGAGGAGGCGGAGCCACAGCUACAUGUUUGACCCCGCCGACCCGAGAGCGCGAGCCGACUACGACGAACCUCGGUCCUGCUUGGCCGAGCUGAGGGCCAACCAGCUCCUGAGCAACCACGCCCCGGAGGCUGCCGCCAUGGCGACCGCCGCGGGACAUUACCCCGCCGCCGCCGCCAGCUGCAACUCCUGCAUGAAGUCCUACUUGGAGCCCGAGAUGGACGACGUGCCGCUGCUGGGGAAGGAUAAGCUGAACCGCCGCGCCUCCUUCCUCAAAGCCACGUGGGGCAACGAGCGCAUUCGGCAGGUGGACGAGACCAAGCCGUCCACGUCCUCGUCACCCCGCGCCGACAUGCCCGACCUGUUCCCACGCGUAGUGGUGCCCGACCCCAAGCCCCACAAGUUCUACGGCAGCCUAGGCCACAACCUGUCCUGCUACCCUCUGGCCGCCGAGCCCGCCUACCUGGACCCGGCUCACAUGGGCUCCUACCCCUAUAAGCAGAAACUCAAGUACUCGGACUCCACGCGGCUGCCCUCGUACAGGGAGGCCAUGCUGCAGAACGCCGCCGCCCUGCGCCGAUCCUCGUCCACGGUGGUGCACAGACACUACUCCACCUACCUGAACUCUUACACGGACUUGCCGGUCUACGUGGGCCCGCUGGCCCAGGCGACGCCGCACUUCUACGACGGCCCCAAAGACGUGUGCCACCUGUUCCCGUGCGCCAGCCACUGCCCCGAGCACGCCGCCAUGCUGCCUCGCGUGAGCGACAGGCCCGUGGCCUACCAGAACAGUAUGUUCGGGGCGGACAGGGAGGACCCCGGCUCGGCGAGCAGGGAGCGCAGGCAGGUUCUGGUGGCGCGCAGGGUGAACAGUCCGUUUGUGCCAAAGCCCUGGGGGAGGGUCUCCAGCCUGGAGUCGGAGGUGUAAGCCCCGCCUCCUUUGGGGUCACGCGAACACCAUCAGUGUAUUUGAGAGGUCGCUCUCCUCAGUGCAAUAAAACGCUGACACGGACUAAAAUGAACAUGACGUUAGAAAGCAUUUAACCUUUUUAAAUGAGAUCAUAAAUAUAUAAACAUAAAUAUUUAUCAUAGCCUCGCAGUCUUA